CUCGUCCUCCUCCGCAGUUUAAACCGAGCCACCGAAGUGGACGCAUAGCAACGAUGAAACUCGUGAUAUUUUUAUUCGUUGCCAUGGCAACGGUUGCCAACACCCUCCCACAAAACUGGCCUUAUCGGGACAACAUGGAGUACUAUGGGUAUCAAAAUAAUAAUAGGGGCAAUUUCUACAGGGCCAGUAAUUUGGGGGGAGGAAGUUCCGAAGAUGAUGAAGUCGAGGUCAACGUCGGAAAUAAUAAAGCCAGGCAGGAUCUGAAGGUUGCCGGAGGUCAAUCACCAUCCGACGGAGCAUCACCCGUCGUCGUCGUGGAAACCGGUUCUGCCAAACCAGUUACGGACCAAGUGAAUACUAAAGCGGCCACUCAACCGAAAUCGCCUUCUGCGAAUCCCGUCCCUGCUAAUCCGGCUGCCACGGAUGCCAAUAAACCUCCGCAGCCUGCCUUCCCCCCUGCGUCCCCCCCAGCGACGACCCCCACCCCGGAGGACUCUGAAGAAGAUUCAGAAGAAGAAGAAGGCGACGAGGAAGAAGAAGACGACGAGGACGACGAUUCCGACAACCGCCGAAGGAACGACCCCAUCGUGAAUGACGUCACCAACGUUACGAACACUGAAACUACCAUCAAGAAAACGCAGCAAAACGUUCCGAACAACGUGCAAACCGUGGAAGCCUUAGUUCCCGGCUACGUCACUGAACAGGGCGAGGUUUUAGUCCCUUUUGACACCGUUGUCAAGGAGGGUGGCGGGGUGGUUGCGGUUGUUGAGGAUCCAAACUACACGAAAAACGCCCCGCCCGUGGUCAUCCUUCCCUCAGACGAUUCCGACACGGUGAACGAAGUGGAGCGUCCCGUGCCCAAGUUUUUCAACCCGAUCGGGGAGAAGCAGCUUUACUACUCGGAAGUCCCUCCACCGGGCAGCAUCUUCACUUUCGACGAUGACAACCAGGUGGACGAGGGGGUCAGGGGCGUUGCCAGACAGGGGGAAACCUCCUCGGAAGAAACCCUUGCCGACGACGACACCUCCUCAGCCCAAGACGACGCCUCCGAAUCCGACGAAUCCACCUCCCCCCCACGCCCCCCUUUGUCCUUCGUCAAGGCGACGGCCCCCUCCGGCGAGGACGAUGAAGCAGAAUCGCUCGGAAUCCGCAUCGCUCGAAUGUCCCCCGACUACGACCCUCGAUUCAACGAUUUUUAUGCUUCAAGAUCACCAAAUUAUUUCUAUGCUGGAAAUGGUUACUAUGUGACGAGGUAUCCUAGCAACAAUAAUAGGCGUCUUGGUUACUAUGGCAACAACAGGAGGUAUCAACCCGUGGCGGAGCGUUACCAUGGUUACGGACAGGAUUAUUAUCAGGAAACUGGGCCCGAGCCGAUUUAUUAUUAUCGACCGGCGAGUAAUGAAAAGGUGAAGGUUAUUCCUCUGGCGAGCUUUGACGUUUCCAUGGAAGAGAGGGAGUCAGGGGAGGUCAGGCCCGUCGUUAGCCCCUUCCGCUACCGCCCCUCGGCUAGCCCAAUCCAACACUCCCGCCCCCAACCCCACCCCCUUUAUCGUCGUCGCCCCCAGCAACCACCUACCCGCCCCCUAGCAACCCAAAACCGAAUAAUAAUCCGCCGUGGUGACAAACCCUCCAACGUGGUCGCUGUUUACGACGUCCAGGGCGGCACCCCCGUAACCAGGCAACGAAUCAAUAAACAAAGGAGAGAAGCCAAGGAAUUGAAGAAAAAUAAGAAAAACGUCAAGAAAAUCACGGUGGAUCCUUUGGGGUUGUACUCCCACGGGGGGAAGAAAACCCACGGGGGGAAGGUCAAAAGGGGACUUUAUGAGUUUGGGGGGAUGAAGGAGAUGAAACAAAAAACGACGAGGGAGUGAGGGGAGGAGAUUUGAUGAGGGGUUUUUAGUUUAUGUAAUUUUAAUGUUUUAAUGAAUAAAUGACUUUGAGGGGUUUGAAU
Folsomia candida is the source of this 1951-nucleotide messenger RNA. RefSeq lists its product as uncharacterized. The transcript has 6 exons. Bases 54 to 1871 code for a protein of 605 amino acids. Lineage: Eukaryota; Metazoa; Arthropoda; Collembola; Entomobryomorpha; Isotomidae. The record is from RefSeq and is a predicted model, not a curated record.